GCUUCCUCAUUGUGAACCGAAAGGGGGAGCGUGUGCUAGGCAGCCUCCCCGUUGGCAGGUGCUUUCUGAAAGAUCUUCUAGUCCUCGCACUUCCUGAGGAGGCAGCCAGAAGAACAAAGCCCUCGGAGGUAGCUUUUCUCUUCAUCGUCCCGGCCCCGGCUGCCAAUUGGCCUCCCGUCCCCCCCAGCACCAUCCUGGGGGAAAGAAAGAGAUGAAGUGGAAGGAGAUUGUUAUCGCUGCCAUCCUGCAGGCACUGGUCCCAAUUACAGAGGCCCAGGAUUUUGGAUUGGCUGACCCCAGACUGUGUUAUCUUCUAGAUGGCAUCCUCUUCAUAUAUGGAGUCAUCAUCACGGCCCUAUUCCUAAGAGCAAAGUUCUCCAAGACUGCCAGAGUUUCUGCCUACCAACGAGAUCAGAACCAAGUCUACAAUGAGCUCUCUAUGGGACGAAGAGAAGAAUAUGACAUUUUAGAUAAGAGAAGAGGAGGCCAUGACCCAGAGAUUGGAGGAAAACAGAGAAGGAAGAAUCCUCAAGAAACCGUGUACAAUUCACUGCAAAAAGACAAGAUGGCAGAAGCAUACAGUGAGAUUGGAAUGAAAGGCGAGAAACAGCGGAGACGUGGCAAAGGAAAUGAUGUCCUGUACCAGGGCCUCAGCCCAGCCACCAAGGACACCUAUGACGCCCUCCACAUGCAGCCCCUGCCUCCCCGUUAACAGGAGUCUCCUGGCACCGACCACCUGGACAGGUCUGCAAGGACAUUGACAUUAUAGCUGGCCCCACCAAGAAGAAAGUCCCUCAUUUCCCAGCAACCAAAGCAGCCUCUCCUUACUUAUGGAAUGUAUCUCAAGUUACCAUUUGGUCCUGUCAAACUCCUGACUUCGGUGAACUUGACUUGGAAUCUUGUUGGGGAUUUCCAACCUCAGGGGUUGAGAUUUUUUAGUAACAAUAGUAAAAGAAUAAUAUUUCCCCAAAAGGUUACCCAGCCCUCUUCUCAAAUCCACCACUCCUGGUUCAGGUGUCUUUAGUUCCAACGUAGCCAAUCAAUCUCCAUUUAUGAAGUGCCUCCUAGCCUCCUAGCCAAAGCAUCAGCUGGUGAGCCCGCCAAGCUAGGAGAAGACUUCCAUCUCUGGUUUUCUCCUACUUCUGCCCAUGUUUUUCUUGGGACUCAGUGCUCAGAGCUGUGCACUGGAUGGAUGUCCCAACCCUCAGAGGUGCUGUUGGCUUCUGUGCUCUAGAGCCUUCAAGCCACUGCUGGUGUUCGCUGUUGUUCAAAGAGUCUGUACUGACUCCCCCAUUAGGAUUUCUCCCCCCCUCCCCUUGGCUUGGCUCUUGCUCUAAAUUUAGCUUCUCUGUUUUGUUGCCCCCACUCAAUUUAAAAUUUUUUUCCCUCCCUCAUCCUAUUUUAUAGUGACUUGUCCAUCCUAAAGUCUAAGAGCAAGAAUUAGAAGGGACCUGACAAGUCAUCCAGUUGGACCCCUUCAUUUUACAAAAUGAAGAAAUUGAGUCAAGUGAGUUGCCUGGGGUCAUCUAGCUGCAGAAUCAAGAUUCACACUCAGGUCUUGUGUCUCCCGAGUUCCUGUGAAAGGAGCAAGGAGAGGAUGGAGUAGGCCGGGUGGCAUGGUCCAUGCCAAUAUGGUGGUAUCUAAAUAUGACUGAGGAAAGUGGGUGCAGAGGAUAAAACUAGGUGGGGAGCUAGGAGAAGUGAUAGUAGUUUAGGCAGAACCCUACAGGAAUAGGGAUGGGGCAUUGGAAGAGAGAUUAAAGAGGCCAUUGUCUUGAAGGCAUCCAUAGAUAAUCCAAUGCCUCAUGAGCUCAUAAAGAUUAAAUCUGAUGGUGGUGCAACUCUGGGGGGUGGGGGAGAGAAGGGAAUGGAAGAGAAACCAACUGGAACUCAUGUAAAAGGACACGGCAUAGACGGAAAAUCUGACAUUUGGCCUUCUGGGUUUUAUUUAUACUUGUUUGCUGAAUCCAUGUGAUUUCCCCCCAAAUAAACGCUUCAAUGAAAA
This is a messenger RNA of Monodelphis domestica (gray short-tailed opossum), 2005 nucleotides long. It is a transcript of the gene CD247, whose product is annotated as CD247 molecule. Lineage: Eukaryota; Metazoa; Chordata; Mammalia; Didelphimorphia; Didelphidae. Gene Ontology annotation, cellular component: alpha-beta T cell receptor complex; membrane. Gene Ontology annotation, molecular function: transmembrane signaling receptor activity. The record is from RefSeq and is a predicted model, not a curated record. Gene Ontology annotation, biological process: T cell receptor signaling pathway.